UGGAAAAAGAAAACAACAACCUUUGUUGUCAUUUGAUUGAAAGUUAGGUUAUAUAUUCAAACUGUCGUUUAAAAUGACGUCUGUUUCAGCCCUAUGUUGUUUAAAAGGUUGUUUGAAUGGUUUUAAUUUUUCAUCCACGGUUCCUCAUAUUCCCAGGGAAAAUCCUAUACAGCUUGACACUGCUUUCAUGGGCUACGAAGUUGUAAUUGUAAAAGGGGGCCAAAGAGUUUGUGGUGCCGGAGCAGCUCUAGGCAGUGCUCCUUUAGUACAAUCAAAGUCUUACUUCGAAGUUAAAAUACAACAAGGAGGUUCUUGGUCAAUUGGUUUAGCGACUCGUCAAACAGACCUAAGUUUAACACAAGGAGGUAUGGAUGAAUUCUCGUGGUGUUUAUGUAGCGAUAAUGUAAUACGACACAACAAGCAUGAUCUCUAUAGGCUAGGUUGCUCAAACAGUUUAAUUCCUAAUGGAACUAUGGGUGACACAGUAAAUAAUUUACCUCAAGAAGGUGAUAUUAUAGGUGUUUCAUAUGACCAUAUUCAACUAAAAUUUUACUUAAAUGGUAAAGAACUGGAAUAUGCAGUUUCUAAUGUAAAAGGAACAGUAUAUCCUGCACUUUAUGUUGAUGAAGGAGCUAUAUUAGAUGUUACUUUUGAUAAUUUCACAUACUCAUUACCUAACGGUUUUGAGAAAAUCAUGUUGGAACAAUCAUUACUGUAAUUUAGAUAUGCAACUAUUGUAUUUUAUGUACAAAUGUAUACAAAGAUAUUAUGUUAAAACAAACUCGUUAAAAUUGUGGCACAUACAGCUUUCAAUUUGUUUAUAAAAACGUUUUACAAUUAGUUAUGUAAAACUUUUAAGAAUUUAUUCCCACAUAAUAUUAAUACAGUGAAAGUAAAAAGUAAAUUAUUUUUUGAUAGUAACUAAAAACUUUUUACAAAGAAUUUAACAGGGGAGAACAGCGUAACAUCCAUUAAAAGUAAUUAUUGCAUUUAAACUAGUUAAAUGUGAAAGAGUAAUUUAUAACAUAGUAUUUUAUAAUUAAAAAAUUGCAAUGUAAUAAAGACAAAAUCAUGUCGAAAAAAAGGCAGAGUUAUGCUUUCUUAAAUAUUUUGUUUAAUAAAUUUAGAUUUUAAACAUAAGGUGUUAUGAAUAAUUAUUUAUUAAUGAUACGUAAUUGUAAAAAUAUGUCGCAUCUUUCACUGCAUACAGCUAUGUAACUUGAAAAAUAUUCCAAACAUAUUUGUUUUAGCAAUGCUGUAUCAAUAUUUUAAAUAUUACUUAAUCAAAAAAAUGAUGCUUUGUAGUUGUACUUGCAAAUUAACUACUAUUGUAAUCCAAUGUUUAAUUUUAUCGCUUUUUAUAUUAAUGAAUUAAUAGCGAAUAUAUGUCGAAUUUUUGAACAGGGAGCAAAAAGCUAAUUGCCUGAAAUCUGGCAGUUAUUUAUUUAUAACGUAUUUUUAUAAAUUAUGUUUAUUUAAAAAAAUGUAAAAUUAUUGUGUAAAUAAAUUAAUUUUUAAGUAUCUUGGUAU
Molecule: messenger RNA, 1530 nt
Organism: Agrilus planipennis (emerald ash borer)
Lineage: Eukaryota; Metazoa; Arthropoda; Insecta; Coleoptera; Buprestidae
Product: SPRY domain-containing protein 7
Exons: 4
Coding region: 74-718 (214 amino acids)
Molecular function (GO): protein binding
Source: RefSeq, a predicted model, not a curated record